This is a messenger RNA of Drosophila subobscura, 297 nucleotides long. RefSeq names its product transcription initiation factor IIA subunit 2-like. Gene Ontology annotation, cellular component: transcription factor TFIIA complex. NCBI's taxonomy places the organism in Eukaryota, Metazoa, Arthropoda, Insecta, Diptera, Drosophilidae. Gene Ontology annotation, biological process: RNA polymerase II preinitiation complex assembly; transcription initiation at RNA polymerase II promoter. Bases 31 to 297 code for a protein of 88 amino acids. The record is from RefSeq and is a predicted model, not a curated record. The transcript is spliced from 2 exons. Gene Ontology annotation, molecular function: RNA polymerase II general transcription initiation factor activity; TBP-class protein binding.
UCGAGAAAAGUCAAGUUCGAGAUAAUAAUAAUGGCCGAUCAGUUAUAUCGCUCGACCACCCUAGGCCACGCGCUGCAGGAUACUCUCGACGAGCUCAUCCAGAGUGGUAAGAUCACGCCACAGUUGGCCACCCAGGUGCCCCAACAGUACGACGAGAGCAUCGUCAAGGGCCUCAAGCAAAGGGCGAAGGCGCAGGUAACCUUCAAGGCCAAACAGCUGCAUAGCUACAACCUCUGCGACAAGGUGUGGAACAAUAAUCCAAAUCAUUUUCCAAUGAACAAACCAUUCACCAAUUAA